AUGGUCCGCGGAAGCGAGAGACAGGAAAUCCAAGACUUGGCCGAGAGAGCGAAAGACACGGAUUUGUCCGGAGACCAACGAAACAUUUCGUCUCAACUUUUUUCUGUGCGUCUCUGUCUGUGUGUCCCCUCCGCGGCUCUACCUCUCUCUCCCUCCGUCGCGGGCCAGCAACCUCUCCUAGAUCCGGACUCGACUCCGAUCGCAGACAACUUGACACAACAGCAGGCAGUCCGGUCUUCGAGCCCGCUGUUCAUCGGGCGCGUGUUUCAGAGGAGGGCGAGGGAGAGAGUGCCCACGGGAUACGGAAUGUAUGGUCUGAAAAUGGCCGUAUCGGCCGGCCGGCCGGCGGGCGAGUGGGCGGGCGGUUCGGUCGGUUCAGUCUUUUACGGCUAG
Colletotrichum lupini is the source of this 393-nucleotide messenger RNA. RefSeq lists its product as uncharacterized. The record is from RefSeq and is a predicted model, not a curated record. Lineage: Eukaryota; Fungi; Ascomycota; Sordariomycetes; Glomerellales; Glomerellaceae. The transcript has 2 exons. Bases 1 to 393 code for a protein of 130 amino acids.